Messenger RNA from Mus caroli (Ryukyu mouse), 735 nucleotides. RefSeq names its product SRP receptor subunit beta. The record is from RefSeq and is a predicted model, not a curated record. Gene Ontology annotation, molecular function: GTP binding. NCBI's taxonomy places the organism in Eukaryota, Metazoa, Chordata, Mammalia, Rodentia, Muridae.
AUGGAACCACACCUAAAGUCUCGGGGCAAGACAAUUGGCGAUGGCGCCAGUGUCGCCUUCCAGCCUUACCACUCCUUAGGACAGGAACUGCAGCAGAGGGAUCCGACGCUGCUCUCCGAGGCAGUGGCUCUACUCGUGGUGCUGCUGACGCUGGUGUUCUGGAAGUUCAUCUGGAGCCGAAAGAGCAGUCAGAGAGCUGUUCUCUUCGUUGGUCUCUGUGAAUCUGGGAAAACGUUGCUGUUUGUCAGGUUGCUAACUGGCCAGUACAGAGACACACAGACGUCUAUUACCAAUAGUUCUGCCGUAUACAAAGUCAACAAUAACAGGGGUAACAGCCUGACUCUGAUUGACCUCCCUGGGCACGAGAGCUUGAGGUUUCAGCUCUUAGAUCGCUUUAAGUCUUCAGCUAGGGCUGUGGUGUUCGUGGUGGACAGUGCGGCAUUCCAGCGUGAGGUGAAAGAUGUGGCCGAAUUUCUGUACCAGGUCCUCAUUGACAGCAUGACUCUGAAGAACACGCUGUCCUUAUUAAUAGCCUGCAAUAAGCAAGAUAUUGCAAUGGCAAAAUCAGGUUCCAGCACCACACCUGCUCAGUUGGGGAAGAAAGGCAAAGAAUUUGAAUUUUCCCAGUUGCCCCUCAAAGUGGAGUUCCUGGAGUGUAGUGCCAAGGGUGGACGAGGGGACACUGGCUCUGCUGACAUCCAGCACUUGGAGAAGUGGCUGGCUAAGAUCGCCUGA